CCUGGCGAUGGCUGACAAAGCGUGUGCUCUCCUUAACGCCCUCCUCUCACUUGGUUCGAGCAUGUCAGCAUGCUGGUCAUCCUCCUGAACUGCGUCACCCUGGGCAUGUUCCAGCCCUGCGAGGAUGUGGAGUGCCAGUCGGAGCGGUGCACCAUCCUGGAGGCAUUUGACGACUUCAUUUUCGCUUUCUUUGCGGUGGAGAUGGUCAUCAAGAUGGUGGCUCUGGGGAUCUUCGGGCAGAAGUGUUACCUUGGAGAUACGUGGAAUCGCCUGGACUUCUUCAUCGUGAUGGCAGGCAACAGAUUGUCUCUGAAGUUUGUUCCAGCACUGAAGCCCUUUCAUAUAGAUUUGGAAGGAAAGCCCGAAGGGCAGCGCCGUGCACCAGGCUCCGGGGGGGCGCACGGUGGGGGUAUGCGAAUACUCGUCACCCUGCUGUUAGAUACUCUGCCUAUGUUAGGCAACGUCCUCCUCUUGUGCUUCUUUGUCUUCUUCAUCUUUGGGAUUGUCGGUGUGCAGCUCUGGGCAGGGCUGCUGAGAAACAGGUGUUUCCUAGACAGGAAUUUUGCAAUGACAUACAACCUUACCUUCCUGCAUCCGUACUACCGGACAGACGAAGCGGAGGAGAAUCCGUUCAUCUGCUCAUCCCAUCGUGAAAACGGCAUGCAGAAAUGCUCCAACAUCCCAAACAGGAAGGAGUACAAGGUGGAGUGCACCUUGAGCAUGGACUCCUACUCCCCGAGUAUACAACCCUGCUGCAUAAACUGGAACCAGUAUUACAAUGUAUGCAUGGCAGGGGAUGUAAACCCACAUAACGGAGCUAUCAAUUUUGAUAACAUUGGCUACGCUUGGAUAGCUAUUUUUCAGGUUAUAACCCUGGAAGGAUGGGUUGACAUCAUGUAUUAUGUGAUGGAUGCACAUUCUUUUUACAAUUUUAUAUAUUUUAUAUUGCUUAUAAUAGUUGGUUCCUUCUUCAUGAUUAACUUGUGCCUGGUUGUGAUAGCAACACAGUUUUCUGAAACAAAGCAGCGGGAGAACCAGCUGAUGCAGGAGCAGCGGGCCCGUUAUCUCUCCAAUGACAGCACAAUUGCCAGCUUCUCAGAGCCAGGUAGCUGCUAUGAAGAGCUGCUCAAAUACAUCUGCCACAUCUUCAGGAAGGUGAAACGGCGGACGAUACGUCUGUACAACAACUGGCAGAGCAAGCGCCGGAAAAAAGUUAACCCGAACAGCACCACAAAUGGACAAAGCCGCCGAGGCAAAAAGCGUAUCACCUCCAUUCAUCACCUCAUCCACCACCACCACCACCAUCACCACCACUAUCACAUCAGCAAUGGGAGCCCUCGGGGGCCACGCUCCAACCCUGAGAUCUGUGACUUGGAACUCAAGGUCAUGAAACCUGGAGGCCAACUGAUGCUUCCCUCUCCAUCACCCAACUUGCAAAGCCCCGCUCCUCCUCCAGAUUCAGAGUCCGUGCACAGCAUUUACCAUGCUGACUGUCAUGUUGAAGGACCACAGGUGAACUGUAAGUCUUCCAAUGCCCCUGCAAGCAUUAAACUGACUGCUGGACUCUCCAACCAUGGCAACAUGAACUAUCCUACCAUCCUGCCUUCUCCAACUAGUAAAGCCAGUUCAGUUCCAGUUCCCAAAGGAAAGAAGAAUGGUAAUUCACCUGUGGCCAUGGUUAAUAGCCCAGUAAAUUUGGGCACAGAUCCUUAUGGGAAGCUGCAGCAGCUGGUAGGAGAGCAUGAAGUUCGAUCCUAUCUAGGUGAAGUGGGUGGACAUGGCAGCUCUUUCAUUCGGGAUGUCUGGCGAGCCCACGGCCUCUGCCAUCCGUGCUACUGUGGCCGCUUCGUGGUCUUUUCUCCUCAGCCUGGUCUUGUUCGGGAAUACAGCACUAACGUGCUGUGCGCUACCGGUACUGCUUGCAGGUUGAUUAAGAGGGCAAAUAUUUCUGAUCCUCCCGGCAUCUUUGACAUAACGACAGUCCCCUCGCGCAAGCCUGUCAGCCUUGUUUCGAAGGCCAGUGGUAUCUGCAUGACAUUCAGGAAAGUAAAGUAUAUUUUGAUCCUUGUCACAGCGCUGUGUUCAAGUGCGUGGGCAAACCAGCGUUUUAUUUUGCUUUCUGCUGCCUUCUCUUUAAAUUGGAGGUCCUCCAGUGUCAGCCAGGAGUGGCUGAAAUCAGCCCUGUUGCUGCUGGGCAAGCGCCAAAUGCCUGGGCUCGGCGCCAGGCGCAUCCGCUGCCUUGAGCCUGGUCUCCCCAAAACGCACCUGGGCGCCCCCGGCCCACUGCAGGGCAGCGGCCGCUUCUGGGGGGAGGGAGAGGGGUGA
This is a messenger RNA of Struthio camelus australis, 2325 nucleotides long. The record is from RefSeq and is a predicted model, not a curated record. NCBI's taxonomy places the organism in Eukaryota, Metazoa, Chordata, Aves, Struthioniformes, Struthionidae.